GUCUCAGGAGGGACGCUUUGGCCGCCCAGUGGUGCGAAUCCGGAAGUGCUCCUCCACAGUAGUCCCCUCCAACCCCGCGUCCCGGAUGUAGAAGUAGCAGGGCUGCUGCUCUUCUCGGUCGUACACCCCCUAAAGAGCUGGGGCAGGUGGGUUCCGGCGUCCUUCGCUUCGGGCCUUUCCGGCUGAGCCAAGGCUGGGAGAGGGGCGGCGGCGGGCAGGGCAGGCCGGCUUGGAAUUUAGUUGCGUUGUCCUGAUUCACGGAACAAACUCAUCUAUUGCAGGCUUAGCCUGGCCCGAAGACUUUGUAAACAAGGAAAGUUCUGUAUGCUAUCAGCGUGGCAUUUCUGAGAGGUCUUAAUCUACAACUUUAUCAAGAACUAGAAUCCUGUGGGCAUCUUUGAGGGAGAUUGAGCCCGCCUGGAUUUCAGGAAAGGAUGAGAUAAUGUGUGCUCAACAUGUAGCGGACACCUCCGAAGUCAAGUGGCAGAAGGUUUUAUAUGAGCGGCAGCCAUUCCCUGAUAACUAUGUUGACCAAAGGUUCCUGGAGGAGCUCCGGAAAAACAUCUAUGCCCGGAAAUACCAAUACUGGGCUGUGGUAUUUGAGUCCAGUGUGGUGAUACAACAGCUGUGCAGUGUCUGUGUCUUUGUAGUCAUUUGGUGGUACAUGGACGAGGGUCUUCUGGCUCCCCAGUGGCUUUUUGGGACUGGACUGGCAUCGUCCUUGGUUGGGUAUGUGUUAUUUGAUCUUAUUGAUGGAGGUGAUGGACGGAAGAAGAGUGGGCGGACCCGGUGGGCCGACCUGAAGAGUACUCUGGUCUUCAUUACUUUCACGUACGGUUUCUCACCAGUGCUAAAGACCCUGACAGAGUCCGUCAGUACGGACACCAUCUACGCCAUGUCCGUUUUUAUGCUGUUAGGCCAUCUCAUCUUCUUUGAUUACGGUGCCAAUGCUGCUAUUGUAUCUAGCACACUGUCCUUGAAUAUGGCCAUCUUUGCUUCUGUUUGCCUGGCCUCACGCCUCCCCCGGUCACUACAUGCCUUCAUCAUGGUGACAUUUGCCAUCCAGAUCUUUGCACUGUGGCCCAUGUUACAGAAGAAACUGAAGGCGUAUACCCCAAGAAGCUAUGUCGGGGUCACCCUGCUUUUUGCCUUUUCAGCUUUUGGAGGUCUUUUGUCCAUUAGUGGUGUGGGAGCCAUACUCUUUGCUCUUCUGCUGUUUUCCAUUUCCUGUCUCUGCCCUUACUAUCUCAUUCACCUGCAGCUUUUUAAGGAAAAUAUUCAUGGGCCUUGGGAUGAGGCAGAAAUCAAGGAAGACUUGUCCAGGUUCCUUAGCUAACCUAGGGACCUGCAUUUCAUUAUUAAGAAAAGUUAAAAGACUUAGAACCUAACCAGUGUAACAUUUAAAGGCAGGGUUCCACUCUCAAAGCAGCAGGCUGAUCUGGGUGGUAGAGCUGAGAUCAGAAGAGUUUAACCAAGGGUUUAGGGGAAGGUGUUUGCCCUUCAGUUUACCUUGUGACUUAAAAAGCUUUCUGGUGCUGUUAUGAAUUAUUGUCCUUUAUUCCCUCUAACAAUGAUGUGAUGUGGGUUCUGCUUAUUAAAAGAGUAACAUCUA
Molecule: messenger RNA, 1612 nt
Organism: Rattus norvegicus (Norway rat)
Lineage: Eukaryota; Metazoa; Chordata; Mammalia; Rodentia; Muridae
Source: RefSeq, a predicted model, not a curated record